Cercospora beticola is the source of this 1467-nucleotide messenger RNA. RefSeq lists its product as uncharacterized. The record is from RefSeq and is a predicted model, not a curated record. Gene Ontology annotation, cellular component: cytoplasm; cytosol. NCBI's taxonomy places the organism in Eukaryota, Fungi, Ascomycota, Dothideomycetes, Mycosphaerellales, Mycosphaerellaceae. Gene Ontology annotation, biological process: secondary metabolite biosynthetic process; amino acid activation for nonribosomal peptide biosynthetic process. Gene Ontology annotation, molecular function: phosphopantetheine binding.
AUGGUCGCAGAAACUCUCCCCCGUCUGGUGAAGCGCAGCAUUGAAGCUUUUCCUGAUAACGAAGCCAUCGAUGGAACGACAUAUCGACAACUUGACACCCUGAUCAGCCGCUACGUCUCGGGUUUGAAAGAUGCUGGCGUCCAAAAGGGUGAUUUUAUCAUACCUCUCUUUGGCAAAAAGUCUGUUGAAGGUGCAGCGCUCGCCUUGGCUGUUCUCCGCUUAGGAGGAAUACAUGUUCCCCUCGACCCUUCAUCACCUGUGCAGCGUCUGCAUAAACAAGCUACAAGCCUUGGUCGAACUCCCAAAAUUAUCGUAUCUGGAACUACCGAAGACGAUGCAAAGAGUGCUGAUGCACUGGCCAAGGCCUUGGGAACUACAGCUUGCUCGUCGCUAUGGCUGAAGUCGACUGGAAUCGACGCCACGACAGAUGAGAGUUCACCUGAAGACCUGGCACUUGUCUUUUUCACCAGCGGGUCGACUGGUCCUCCCAAAGCAACUCCAUACAAACAUAAGCAACUCUCUACGUCGCUGAUGGCAUGCACAUCGGCUCUCGGAUUCUCAGACAAAGAAAGGGUUUGCAAUGUGAUUCCGUGGAUCUGGGACGGCGGUAACCUCGAUCUGUUCGGUCCGCUUCUUCAUGGUGGCGCUAUACCAAUGGACGCUCUUGCCAGACUGCGAAUUCUCGUCUGUGCCGGCGAAUCACCCCGACCAAGCCAGUUCCCACGGUGGGUUGCGCAAUGUCCGAACACACGCAUUGUUAACGCAUAUGGCUUGACCGAGACUGGCAUUCUCAACAUGUUGUUCGAUGUCAGGUCUCCCAUUGAGGACUUGGUGAUCCCUCCGAUUGGCAAACCAUUCGGGGAGAAUCUCGCCAUGAUCGAUCCGGAGACUUCAGAGAUUGUGCUUUCCGGGCCCCAGAUCACAGAAAGUUACAUGGGUCCGAGCUCGUCGCCUGAGUUUCUUCCACCGCCGAAUAUGUUAUCGAAAGAAUACUAUGCCAUGAGGACAGGAGAUGUCGCAAAGGUAGACGAAUACGGCCUAUAUCACUUCGAAGGCCGGACCGACAAUCGCUUGUCUAUAUUCUCGCUUCGCAUUGAGCCAGCCGAUACUGAGGAUGCUGCAUUUGGUGUCCCGGACAUCGACUUUGCACAUCUAUUCGUGCAUGAAUUCGCGGAAGGAGAAACGCCAGCCCUAGUAUUGGCUUACCAUGCCUCAUCGAUGCAGUUCAAGGGCGAAUUACUGAGCAAAGAAGAAUACCAACAAGCAACGGAUCGAUAUGAGCAGGAUUUGAGGCAGCGAUUGGCGAAUGAGCUGCCGGAGUAUCAGCAACCUUCGGCCUACUUCCCUCUCGGUGUCGUCCCUCGACUCAUUUCGGGCAAGAAAGAUGGUAAGAAGAUCGCUUCGCUUGCAACAGACGCUCACGAGCAGAAGCUGCUGGAAUUUGCUCCAUUCCAUAUCGAGCUAUGA